AUGCCAAAUCAAAGCAAUUUCAAAGCCUUUAUGAAAACUUUCUGGAUAGUAGUAAAUCUCCAUGUUCUAACCACAGUAGGUGAAAUUCUUCCAACUGCACGAAUCGCUGGCGGUCAAGUUAUCGACAUAAGUGAAGCAAAAUUUGUGGUACAAGUAGUUUCUGGAAAACUAUGCGGUGGUAGUCUCGUAACUCCACUACACGUUAUAACUGCAGCCCAUUGUGUAGAAGAUGUUCAUCCAUCGGAGAUAACUGUAAUUGGUGGAGCCAACUACCUCAAUAUAAGUGGCCUUCGAAGAACCGUUGAUACCAUCUAUGUGCCCGAGCAAUUUCUGUACAAAAAUUUAUCCUGGGACAUUGCUGUCCUAAAAUUAAGCACUCCCUUGGUGGGCCGAAAUGUAGCAACAAUUGAAUUAUGCAAUACACAGUGGGAUGAGGGAGCUUUAUUUAAGGUUUAUGGUUGGGGUGAAACUUCCGCUAGAGCGUAUCCAUUUGCUUUCCCUAUAUACUUUCCCAUACAAUAUUUAGUUCCAACACUUCCUACCCAACUUCAAAUGGUUGAGGUUCCUGCAUUGCCGUUUGAAAAAUGUGAUAAAUUUUAUCAUGAGCCGGUAGUACCAAGUGUUCUGUUCUGUGCUGGUAUUCAAGGUGAAAAGGAUUCAUGUCAAGGUGAUUCUGGCGGUCCAGCAGUGUACAAUAAUCAAUUGUGUGGUAUAGUUUCAACUGGUCGGGAUUGUCCAGAUAUUGGGUUUUAUGUGAAUAUAAAUCAUGUUAAAGAUUUUGUGGAGGAUGUUAUACAAUUGGAUGGAUUACAAUGA
Molecule: messenger RNA, 816 nt
Organism: Calliphora vicina (urban bluebottle blowfly)
Lineage: Eukaryota; Metazoa; Arthropoda; Insecta; Diptera; Calliphoridae
Product: seminase-like
Exons: 1
Coding region: 1-816 (271 amino acids)
Biological process (GO): proteolysis
Molecular function (GO): serine-type endopeptidase activity
Source: RefSeq, a predicted model, not a curated record